This is a messenger RNA of Caenorhabditis angaria, 273 nucleotides long. The record is from the annotation of a GenBank genome assembly. Lineage: Eukaryota; Metazoa; Nematoda; Chromadorea; Rhabditida; Rhabditidae.
AUGUAUGGUGAAAAUGAGAGAAUAGCCAAAGUUAAUAGUAUAUCAAUUAUAAAUAUUAUGUCUACAAUAUCUUUAAAUACUGGAAUUCUCCUUUUCGCAGAGUAUUUGAAUUCUACACAGAAUAAAGAUAUUCCAAUGGUUCAGAUGUUUUAUGCGUUAAAUCAACUUCCUGAAAUUGCGUUAUCUUUGAUUUUCAUUAUUACAAAUACUGAUAGAAGAGUUAUCAAACAGAUUUCAGCAAUUCCUCGAAGUUCAACAAUUGUUGUCACAUAA